GGGAAGAAUGGCAGGAUAUAUGUGACUAGGAGGGUAGAUGAGAGGAGGUGCCCUGACUGCAUUAAAUCAGUCUACAAGUCAGGGAGGACAACGGUCAUGAUAUGGGGGGCAUUAAGUUGGGAUUACAAGUCGCCAUUAGUCUUCCUAGAGAAGCUUCCAGAACGCAAGGGCAUAUGUUCUAAAGCCUAUCUACAGCAAGUUCUUCAGCCUAUAAUCUUCCCUCUCUUUGAUGAUCUAGGGCCGGAGUAUAUCUUUAUGGAAGACGGGUCUAAGGUGUAUAAAGGGCAUGCCAAAUUACCUAGACUACAGCACAAUAUCCGAGGGUUUAAUUGGCCUCCUUCUUCACCAGAUUUGAACCCUAUUGAGAAAGUCUAGAGGUGGAUGAAGGAGAAAUUGAAAAACUUGGACUAUAUGCCCAAAAAUAAAGUGGAUUUGAAAAAGGAGUUGCAAAAGCUAUAGGACCGAGUUAACCCACGUGACUUUCGCCACUACACUAAGCAAUUGACUUGUAAGAUUGAGGAUGUAAUUAAGUAUAAGGGUAUGGCUACUAUUAAUUAAUAAUAAGUUCCAUUUUCACAG
Mollisia scopiformis is the source of this 579-nucleotide messenger RNA. RefSeq lists its product as uncharacterized. Gene Ontology annotation, molecular function: nucleic acid binding. Bases 97 to 375 code for a protein of 92 amino acids. Lineage: Eukaryota; Fungi; Ascomycota; Leotiomycetes; Helotiales; Mollisiaceae. The transcript has a single exon. The record is from RefSeq and is a predicted model, not a curated record.